Molecule: messenger RNA, 1125 nt
Organism: Geodia barretti
Lineage: Eukaryota; Metazoa; Porifera; Demospongiae; Tetractinellida; Geodiidae
Source: the annotation of a GenBank genome assembly
AUGCGCGUCAUCGACUGGACGAUGUGGCAGUUCGGACCCGUCUCCACGAUGAUGCUCGCCGAUCUUGGCGCGGAUGUCAUCAAGGUCGAGUCGCUGGACGGAGACCACGGCAGGCAGUUCGCCACAGUCGCAGGAGUGGCGAACGCGCUUGAAAGUAGCAGCGCAUACUUUGAGAGCCUGAACCGCAACAAGCAGGGCAUCGCGCUCGACCUUAAGCAUCCGCAGGGUCUGGAAGUGAUGCUGAAACUCGUGAAGAAAUCUGACAUCUUUGUGGAGAAUUUCCGCCAAGGUGUGGCGGAGCGCCUUGGGCUGGGCUACGAAGACUUGACGCAAUUGAACCCGUCCCUGAUUUACGCCUCUGCGACAGGCUAUGGCCCCAAAGGCGAUGAUUCCGGCAAGCCUGCUUUCGCGCUGACCGGCGAGGCGCGCGCAGGAUCUCUGUGGUGGGCGGGCCCCGACGACGGCAUUCCCUACAACAUCAACGGCAUGGCAGACCAGAUUGCGGGCAUCAUGCUUUCCUACGGCGUUCUCGGCGCGGUAGUAGCGCGGGAACGAUUCGGUGUAUCCCAGCGCGUGGAUGUGUCGCACCUCGGCAGCCUCAUGUGGCUGGGCGGCAUGAGAGACGGCAUUGCCCUGCUUUCUGGCAAAGAGUUCGAGAGACAACCCCGAACACGCGCCGGCAACGUGCUAUGGAACUGUUACCGCUGCAAAGAUGAUAAGUGGAUUGCAUUCUCGAUGAGCCAGGGAGACAGGUACUGGCCUACUUUCUGCAAAGCCUUGGCAAGGGAAGAUCUAGCUACCAACGAGCGAUUCGCCCGAAUGGCAGCGCGCAACGAGCAUCGAGAAGAACUGAUCGCAAUUCUGGACGACAUAUUCAUCAAGUACACUCGCGCGGAGUGGGAAGAGCGCCUCGACGCCGCGGGUGAUCUGAUAUGGGAGCGUGUGCAGUCGAUAAUGGACUUGCCCGAAGACCCACAAGUUACGCAGAACGACUAUCUCAUCGACUUCGAGCACGCACACUGGGACCCACCAAGUGGCACCAGACGCCGAUUGCAUUCAGUGAGACGCCGGUGUCAACGCAAAGGCUUGCGCCCGCACACGGCGAACAUACUGAAUCUGUGUUGA